Molecule: messenger RNA, 1552 nt
Organism: Sinocyclocheilus anshuiensis
Lineage: Eukaryota; Metazoa; Chordata; Actinopteri; Cypriniformes; Cyprinidae
Gene: chrm3b
Product: cholinergic receptor, muscarinic 3b
Exons: 2
Coding region: 35-1552 (505 amino acids)
Biological process (GO): G protein-coupled receptor signaling pathway, coupled to cyclic nucleotide second messenger; regulation of smooth muscle contraction; adenylate cyclase-inhibiting G protein-coupled acetylcholine receptor signaling pathway
Cellular component (GO): dendrite; plasma membrane; synapse
Molecular function (GO): G protein-coupled acetylcholine receptor activity; G protein-coupled serotonin receptor activity
Source: RefSeq, a predicted model, not a curated record
GCCCGGAUUAUUCCUGACCAACAGCUCCCCGGGGAUGCGGGCCAAUCCCGUCACAGCGUUCGUACCACAUGACAUCCAGACCGCCAAUGAUUCGCAAGCCACCACUCUGACCGCCAAUGCCACUCUCGGACACACAAUCUGGCAGAUCGUGAUGAUCGUGUUCCUCUGCGGCUCGCUUUCCGUAGUCACCAUCACCGGGAACAUCCUGGUCCUGGUGUCCUUUAAAGUCAACAAGCAGUUGAAGACGGUGAAUAACUACUAUUUGCUCAGCCUGGCGUUCGCAGACCUCAUCAUCGGCGUGCUUUCGAUGAACCUCUACACUACGUAUAUAAUCAUGGACCACUGGGCGCUUGGGAACUGGGCCUGCGAUCUGUGGCUGGCCGUUGAUUAUGUAGCCAGCAAUGCUUCAGUGAUGAACCUGCUGGUGAUCAGCUUCGACCGGUACUUCUCCGUCACGCGUCCGCUGACGUACAGAGCCAAACGCACCACUAAGCGAGCCAUGACCAUGAUUGGACUUGCCUGGUCCAUUUCGUUCAUCCUCUGGGCGCCAGCUAUCCUCUUCUGGCAGUAUUUUGUCGGGGAACGAACGGUUCCUCCAGAUGAAUGCUACAUCCAGUUCCUCUCGGAGCCGAUCACCACUUUCUGCACAGCCAUCGCUGCUUUCUAUCUGCCUGUUACCAUCAUGACCGUCCUCUACUGGCAGAUCUACAAGGAGACGGAGAACCGCUCCAAAGAGCUGGCUGGACUCAAGGGUUCGGGCAACCAAGGGAAUCGGGAGGAAUCCGUCGGGAAUCCUGGAAGCUCACGCAGUCACAGCAGUUACGAGCUCCACCCGUCAAGCCAGAGAAGCUCUGGGAGAACCAGAACAGGCCGGUUUUGGUUCUGGCCGUUGAGUCGUAACGCUUGGAAGGGUCGCAGCGGCGACACAGACCGCAAUAGCAGCGACAGCUGGAAUAAUAACGAAACCGCCGUGUCCGUCGACCAAUCGGAUGAUGAGGAGGAAGAGGAUGCAGAAGACGCCCAAGCCGUCUACUCCAUCUCUGAGAAUCUCCACCCAACUGAAGACGCGAGACCUUCCAGAAAGGGAUUGUCCGGUCACUCCAAAGUAUCCGUGAGCUCCAAAGAUCAACCCAACGCCAACACCUCCCUCAAAGACGCAGCGCUCGCCAAACGCUUCACCUGCAAGGCCAAGACGCAGGUCAACAAGCGCAAGAAGGUCUCUCUGGUGAAAGAGAAGAAAGCAGCGCAGACGCUGAGCGCCAUCCUCCUGGCCUUCAUCAUCACGUGGACGCCGUACAACAUCAUGGUCCUGGUGAACGCGUUCUGCGACGAGUGCAUCCCCGAGACGCUGUGGGCUCUGGGAUACUGGCUGUGCUACGUCAACAGCACUGUCAACCCCAUGUGUUACGCGCUCUGCAACAAGACCUUUCGCACCACCUUCAGAUCCAUCCUGCUGUGCCAGUGGCAUCAGAAGAACAAACCCAACAAACCGCAGCUCCAGCAGAGACGGCCAGCGGCUGCUUACCGGAAACAGAGUCCUGCAGAACACUAG